Schistosoma guineensis is the source of this 1497-nucleotide messenger RNA. NCBI's taxonomy places the organism in Eukaryota, Metazoa, Platyhelminthes, Trematoda, Strigeidida, Schistosomatidae. The record is from the annotation of a GenBank genome assembly.
AUGUCAUACAACAAUACACUUCCAUCAAAUAUUUUCUCCAAUCAUCACCAAUUCAUGCAAAUUUGUGAUUAUGACGACAAUGAUGUUGAUGAUGAUAACAAUCAUGAUCAUACUAGUAAUACCAGUCACAAUAUGAUCCAUCCAACAUCCAACUGGUUCACACCACAAACUGCACAGGCGAUCUCAUCUAUAUUACCCAUUCCCAAUUCUACCUCCUCCACAUCUGUGAUUCACACUAAUGUGGAUAAUCACAGUGAUUCCCAAUCAUUUUCCUCACAAACAGAUCCAUUCCGCUUAGCAUUCGAAACAUCACCUAUUCAUACAAACACCAUUCAUCAUUACAAUACGAAUUGUAAUCGUCAUCUUCAUUCUGGUAUACAACAGUACAACUCCUUGUUCAUUCCAUAUCACAAUUACAUCAACCAAUGGAACAAUGUGCAGACGAACAAUGUCACUCCACCUGUCGACGACAACCACAACAAUGUGAAUGUGGCCAAAAUAAAGGGAUUACAUCACAAUCAUCCACAACGUCGUCAACAUCACCGUCAUCACCACAAUCACCAUCGCCAUCACCAUCAACAACAAUUCCAAACUCACAAUGUCAAGCCGUGUGAUCUGAUCACAGAAGAUGAACCGAAACCGAAUUUCAGUUAUAUUGGAUUGAUUGCAAAGGCCAUACUCAGUACACAAGAAAGACGUAUGAUAUUGUCAGAAAUCUAUCAAUGGAUUCAACUACGUUAUCCAUAUUUCAGUACACGUGGACCAGGAUGGCGUAAUUCCAUUCGACACAACUUGUCAUUGAAUGAUUGUUUUAUUAAAGUCGGUAGAGCAGCAAAUGGGAAAGGACACUAUUGGGGAAUCCAUCCAGCCAACUUGAAAGACUUUCUCAGUGGUGACUUCAGAAGACGUAGAGCACAACGCAAAGUACGUCGGGCAUUAGGACUGAGUCGACCUGACGAUAAAAUUCAUGAUGAUGACGACGACGACGAUGAUGAUGAUGGUGAUGACGUUGAUGGUGAUGGUGGUGGUGGUGGUGUUAGUGGUGAUCGAGUUGAUCACCGAAACUCACCAACACUCAAUUCUCCACUCAUUCCACAAACAUUUCUCCGAUUUCUACAUCCAUACAUACCCACAUAUCAGCUGAUCAGAUCUCAUCCACUCUCCACUCAACAUCCAGUCAAUGUCAGUUUCAAUGUGGUCAACUUGAUUGAUCACAAACUCAAUCACAAUGAUCUUGAUCGUGAUUCCGAUUCUACUCGUAAUCAUGAUGAUGAUGAUGAUGAUGAUGAUGAUGAUGAAGGUGUUGUUGUUGUUACUGAUGUAAAUAAUGAUGCUACAAUCUGUAAAAUGAUGAAGUCACAACAAUAUCAUGUACACAAUGAAGGUGAUCAGAAGACUGAUCUUGAUCAGAAUGAAUCACAAGAUGAUGAUGAUGAUGAUGAGGAGGAGGAGGAAAUUCCACUGGAAUUACAUCCAGCAAAACUCACAAUCAAUUGA